AUGCCAAACUUAACAAUCCAUAAAUUUAACUUCUUGUUUUUCUUUUCUUUCUUCUUCUUCUUCUUCUUCUUCUUCUUCUUCUUCUUGUUUCAUUGUCUUUCUUCAUACUCUUUUUUCUUCUUCUCCGUCUUUCUUCUUCUUCUUAUUAUUAUUAUUCUCGUUUCUUCUUCUUCUUUUCUUCUUCUUCUCCUUCUUUUACUGCUUCUUCUUGUUCAUUUUUCUUCUUUUUAUCUUCCUUUUUCUUCUUAUUCUUCUUCUCUUUCUUUCUUUUCCUUCUUCUUUUUUCUUCUUUUUCUCCCCCUCCCUCCUCCUCCUCCUUCUUCUUCUUCUUCUUCGUUUCCGCUUUUCUUCUUCUUUUUCUUCUUCUUUUUUAAUUGUACUUCUAUUUUCUUUUUCUUCUUUCUUUCUUCUAUUUUCUUUGUCUUUUUUCUUUUUCUUCUUUCUUAUUCUUCUUUUCCUCCUUUUCUUCUUCUUUUUCUUCUCCUUCUUCUACUUCUUCUAUGCGCUGUGGCAUCUUAUCUGCCCAGAUACUAUCAUCAGAAAACCAACCCCCCAGCUAUCUAUCUAUCUAUCUAUCUAUCUAUCUAUCUAUCUAUCUAUCUCAUCAUAUCUAUCUAUCUAUCUAUCUAUCUAUCUAUCUAUCUAUCUCUCUCUCUCUCUCUCUCUCUCUCUCUAUAUAUAUAUAUAUAUAUAUAUAUAUAUAUAUAUAUAUAUAUAUAUAUAUAUAUAGAUAGAUAG
Acanthosepion pharaonis is the source of this 738-nucleotide messenger RNA. The record is from the annotation of a GenBank genome assembly. Lineage: Eukaryota; Metazoa; Mollusca; Cephalopoda; Sepiida; Sepiidae.